Oryza sativa Japonica Group (Japanese rice) is the source of this 1853-nucleotide messenger RNA. RefSeq names its product putative ubiquitin-conjugating enzyme E2 38. Gene Ontology annotation, molecular function: ubiquitin conjugating enzyme activity. The record is from RefSeq and is a predicted model, not a curated record. NCBI's taxonomy places the organism in Eukaryota, Viridiplantae, Streptophyta, Magnoliopsida, Poales, Poaceae.
CGCGGGGUGCGAACCCCGGAUCGCAUAAAAUCACUACGCGCACGCGGUUUUUCCGCCUCGGCCGCACCCGCACUCCAACCAGCGCGAGCGGCGUCCUCCUCCUCCGUCGGCGUCGGCGGCGGCGGCGACGGCCAUGGACUUCGGGUACGUCGGCGUGGGGCAGGGGAGCUCGUCGUCGUCGUCGUCGGCGUCGUGCCGAGCGGCGGACGUGGCGGCGUGGGGAUCCUCCACCCAGCAGCAGCAGAAGCGGCAGCGGUGCCAGGUCGUGAGUCGUGACCACCCCGGCGGCCUGUUCCGUCUCGUCCCCGGUUCUUCUGAUGACCAAGUUGGAUUGAGCACAAGUAAUUCUUUGCAAAUGUCAGAACCAGAGCCUCGAGAUUUUGAUAAUGGAGAAAAUGAGGAAGAAGAUUACUAUCUGGACGAGGACGAUUGCAUUUAUGAUGAUGGCGAUGGAUAUGAUUAUGAAUUUGAUGGCGGUGACUACUUCAACCAACGUCUUGCUGAUAAAUUUGAUGAUUUGGAUUUGCCUCCAGGCGUGGAGGCUACUGUACCUUGGCUUCAGAAAAUUAUAACUAACGAAGAGCAAAGCAGUUCCAAAUUGACAGUUGAAGAUGAAAGCGCAAAUAAAAGUGCAAAUAAAUCUCAGUUGUUCAAACAGUUUGACACUGUUAAAAAUUUCUCUGAUCAUCAUUAUGCAGCAACAUCAGGGGAUGUGACAAAGAGAGACUGGGUGAAGAGGAUUCAGCAUGACUGGAAACUUUUGGAGAAAGAUCUACCAGCAUCUAUUUAUGUCCGUGUUGCUGAAGAUAGAAUGGACCUUCUUAGGGCUGCUAUUAUCGGACCUAAGGGAACACCGUACCACGAUGGGCUCUUCUUCUUUGAUAUUCAAUUUAGUAACUCUUACCCUGCUAAUCCUCCAUCAGUAUACUACCACUCUGGCGGACUACGGAUUAACCCAAACUUAUACAAUAAUGGAAAAGUAUGCCUUAGUCUUCUUGGUACCUGGGCAGGUAGUGGUUGUGAGACGUGGAAUCCAUCUCAGUCGACCAUGCUACAAGUGCUCGUCUCCAUUCAAGCUCUCAUUUUGAAUGAGAAGCCCUACUUCAAUGAGCCAGGAUAUGCAUCCUACGCCAAUAGUGUAUCUGGAGAGCGGAUUGCUAUGGAGUAUAACGACAACACAUUUCUGCACUCAUGCAGGACGAUGCUCUACUCACUUCGGCGGCCUCCAGAGCACUUCGCAGACCUUGUUACCAGCCACUUCAGGGAGCGCGGGCACACCAUCCUGGCAGCAUGCAGGUACUACAUGGAAGGCCACAAGGUCGGAUCGGUGGUCCCCGAAGAGAAGGAGCCGGAGUACGGCGACGCGGGAGCAUCCACCAGCAGCGCCAGCGCCAGCGCCGCCGCCGCCGCUCUGAAGCCGCGGCCGGACAAGGUGGAUUCCGUCAGUAGACGCCCCACGUUCAACGACAACCUCAAGACGCUGUUCGAGGAGCUCCUGAUGGAGUUCAACGUGAAGGGCGCCGACACGGCCAAGUUCCUCGCCGAGAAGGUGAAGAAGAGCUCUGGUGCAACAACUACUGCGCCUGUAGGAGGCGCCCGUUAUGCAGCAGAAGUGGUGGAUGAGUGGAUGGAUUAGUCUGCUUUGCCUAACUGCAGAGAAGUUAAUAUCUUUCUCUCUCUUUUUUAUUUCGUAGUACAUAAUUAGCUUAUGGUUGCUAGGACUGGACUGGGCUGAACCUGUUGACCAAGAUGAUGAAUUAAAUAGAUAUAUGCCUAUCCAUCUCAAGGCUCUUAAGACAUCAAAAGGUUGUCCGCAAUCUCAUGUUAACAUGUACGUACAUAUGAUCGAUCGA